Messenger RNA from Brassica oleracea var. oleracea, 2037 nucleotides. RefSeq lists its product as uncharacterized. Lineage: Eukaryota; Viridiplantae; Streptophyta; Magnoliopsida; Brassicales; Brassicaceae. Gene Ontology annotation, molecular function: nucleic acid binding; RNA-DNA hybrid ribonuclease activity. The transcript has a single exon. The record is from RefSeq and is a predicted model, not a curated record. The coding region runs from base 1 to 2037 and encodes 678 amino acids.
AUGGUAUCUUCAACAGCUGGAGUCCGAGUAGCUCGAGGGACUCCUCGGCUCAAUCACCUUCUCUUCGCGGACGACACGAUGUUCUUCAUACGGGCCACUCAAGAAAGUAGCCAAGCCCUAAACGGCAUACUCAAGAGAUACGAAGAAGCUUCGAGACAAACUAUAAAUGUCGAUAAGUCAUCUGUGACUUUCUCAAGGCGAACUCCAGCGGCUCGGAAAUCAACCGUGAAAGACACACUGCAGAUACAAAAGGAAGGUGGGAUAGGCAAAUAUCUCGGAUUGCCAGAACAUUUUGGAAGAUCAAAGAAGGACCUCUUCUCUUCUAUCGUGGAUCGGAUAACACAAAAAGCUCGCGGCUGGUCUAAUAGAUUCCUCUCAACGGCCGGCAAAAUGACGAUGUUAAAGAGUGUCCUCUCGCCUAUCCACUCUCAUGCCAUGUCAUGUUUCGAACUUCCGAUGUCUCUAGCGCUCACUCGGUUCUGGUGGGAUGACCGUAUGGAAAAAAAAAAGAUGGCUUGGAUUGCUUGGGAUAAACUCAUUCGCCCUAAGGAACAUGGAGGACUGGAUUUCAGAGACAUCCAAAGUUUCAAUGAAGCUUUCCUUGCAAAGUUCAGCUGGAGGAUUAUUAACAACCCUGACAAAUUGCUGAGCCGCAUUCUUCUUGGCAAAUAUUGCACCUCUGAAGAUUUCCUAUAUGUUUCCGAGAAAAGCGAGAUAUCUCAUGGAUGGAGAGGAGUUCUAAAAGGGCGAGAUCUGAUAAUGGAAAACGCAGGAUGGGAAAUAGGUAAUGGGGAAAGCAUCAACAUAUGGAACAAACCUUGGUUCAGCUGUGACUCUCAGGAACGUCCAAUGGGCCCGGCGCCGAUGAACUUUCAACACCUCACUGUGGCAGAUUUUCUGCUCCCUAAUAAUGAAUGGGACUUAGAUAUGAUACGACUGGUCCUCCCGUUUGAGGAGCACAAAAUCCGCCUGCUCAAACCCAGUCGCACCGGGGCGCCCGAUAAGCUAGCAUGGUUAGGCACGGAGACAGGAAGCUACACAACGAAGACGGGAUACGUAAAAGCUCUCUCGAACCAAACGGACUUGAUGAACAUCACGCAAGAAGACCAGAACUUCAACUGGAAGAAGGCAGUUUGGGGGCUUAAGACUUCACCGAAGACAAAACUAUUUGUAUGGAAAGUUCUCCAUGGCGCGAUCCCGGUGGGAGAAGCUCUCCGCGCACGCCACAUUAACGUAGAGGGGAAAUGCAAGCGAUGUAACAUGCCUGAAUCUAUAGAUCACUUGUUCUUUCAUUGUUCUUAUGCGAAACAGAUAUGGACUUCCUCCCCUGUUUCUCCAAGAAUUGAGUACAAUGAAUGUAUAGAUUCGCGUAGUCUCUGGAUCAGCGUGAGCACAAGAAAGAACCUACCACCAACUGGAGUUGCAGAGGGACCCUUAGCGCCAUGGAUACUGUGGCACAUCUGGACAGCGAGAAACAAUAUGGUUUUCAAUGACAAGCAACUCUCUUCUGAAGAUACUCUGUCCAAAGUCAUCCUAGCGGCAAGAGAAUGGGGAUCUGCUCAACAAAAGAUUGCCCCAAUGAAGAGUCCGACGGCGCAAAAGCUCACGCCAAAUGCGGGUUGCGUCCUAGUUAAAACUGAUGCUGCCUGGAAAGAAUCUUUAAACAUUGCAGGUCUGGGAUGGACAGUGGAAAAUCAGAGUGGAACCGCUCAAUUCUCAGCUCCUGCUCACUAUGUGAAAACAGCUUUGGCUGCGGAGGCUCUGGCUCUACGAGAAGCCAUCUGGAAAUGCCGGGAACUAGGACAUGCGAGGAUCAGGUGUGAAUCGGACUCGGCAGUUCUAAUCAAGGCAAUCAAGGCGAAAACCUCUCUAGCUGGCCUCUAUGGGGUCUUGGCUGAUAUCCUAUCUUUAUCUUCUUGUUUUGAGUUUAUCUCUUUUAGCUGGAUUCCCCGUGGGAAAAACAUUGAAGCUGAUAUGCUAGCAAAACAGAGUUUAUCUGUUGAACUGGCUUUAUUGUCUCCACUUACUUUGAUUUGA